Molecule: messenger RNA, 216 nt
Organism: Peronospora matthiolae
Lineage: Eukaryota; Oomycota; Peronosporomycetes; Peronosporales; Peronosporaceae
Source: the annotation of a GenBank genome assembly
AUGCGGCCAGGAGGUCCGGGGGCGAGUCAGCCAGUCAAGGACGCGGAGGGAAUCAGGGCCGAGCGCUCGUUCCCGCGGUACGAAUCCGUCCUUCUUCGUCGAUUGGCCUCUGGGUGGGGCGUGCGCCGGUCUUCUUUGCGCGGCGUGUUUGGGACUGGAUUUUGCCCUCGCGCGUGGCGUGACUUGGCUUUAGUAUGUGGAGGCGCGUGCACUUAA